Molecule: messenger RNA, 1380 nt
Organism: Penicillium alfredii
Lineage: Eukaryota; Fungi; Ascomycota; Eurotiomycetes; Eurotiales; Aspergillaceae
Exons: 1
Coding region: 1-1380 (459 amino acids)
Source: RefSeq, a predicted model, not a curated record
AUGACUUACACUCCUUUCAAUAAUGAUGAUGCCUACCGACCUGAAUUUCCUGAUCUCUGGGAACGGACCCCCUCGUAUGCCCCCACUCCUGGUUACUUGGACCGCGAAUGGACGCCAUCAGUAAUCUGCCCUUCACCCGAUGCCGAGAAUAUAGUUGGUGAACGUUCAACCUCCUUGCACCAACAUCCGCCCGACCAACCGAGUUUUCAUGCAGCGGUGGAACAUGAAGAUGGAAGUGCGUGGGAUGAACACUCUCCAGACUGUAUUCACUACCAGAUCGAGUGGAGGGCUAAAUUGAACAAUCGGGUUGUGGUGAAGGAUACGGAACAAGACCUGACUCUCCCGCCCAGUUCUUAUUGGGAACAGAUCAAGGAAGACGCUGGAAGUAUUCUACGACGAAAGAUAGCCCGCAGCCGACGAGUCAGACUAGAUGAUACCUCCCUGGUGUUAUCUGUAAAUGACCGUUCCCAACGUGAUCUUACGAAACGCUUCGAAGGCACUCGUAUCGAUUGGACAGCGGUGGAAAAGCAGCUGCUAGCGUGGGGCCAUCUGUAUCGUCGUGGCAAGAAGCCUAGACUCCAGAUAUCGAUUAACUACAUGGAGGAUAGUGGGCCUCUUCCUUCUAGAACUGAUAAGAGAGGAAAAUCAUCGGUUACCAAGCGGAUGCUUGCUGACCGAGACGCUCAGAUUGACGCCGAGCAGGUCUCCGGCCAACAUUCUGUCUGGCGCGAGGUGUAUCGUGUAAUGCGAUGCCCUGGGCCUCCAUGUCACCACGAAGGACAAUAUUGCUGGCAAGAUCCAGAGGGCAAAAGACACUAUAGAUUGAAGACACACCAUCUGAAGGACCUUGUUAAAUACGUGGAGCAAGGAGGAGUCCUCGAGACCCAUGAUGAUAUACCAGAUAGCCUUCGCGAGCAGCUAUAUGCUGAGGACAACCAACGACUUGAAAAGCGGAAGAAAACCACGGAUAGUUCUGCAGUCGCUUCGAUGUGUCCUCCGAUCAAUAUCAAUGUCCUCCCAGCUGGAACAUCUGAACAAUUGAUGCCUACCCCUGCUAAUGACGCCACUUCUGCUAAGUCGGGCUGCGCUGAAUCAAUCAUGGUUCAUGGUUUGCUUGACGUCGCUGUCGAGAAAUAUACCGAAUGGCAACAGUCACGGGUGAGCAACGAGACUUUCAGGGAUAAUCUCACCAAAGCACGCGACGUGACUCUCGAAAAUUGUCUUGAUCUCAUGCAGAUUUAUGAAGAUCAAGACCCAGGUUUUUUUGUCAAGCAUGGCGUGAAAGUAGGUGCAGCCCGGCGGUUCGUACGCGACAUCGGCCUUUGGGUGAAACGAUGCGGAGACGUCACUUGCAAUGAAAAUAAUAGUAAUUUAGUCUAG